CGGAAAAAAAAAAAAAAAAACCGCGUAAAACCAGUUCAAAGCUUUGACUCUGCCCGUGCAGGUCGAUCAAUUACAACACUACUGAAGCGAAGUGCACAAGCUGAUGGGAAUGGCUGGCUUGUUCAAUUUCGCUGCCAGUCGCCCUUGUGGAGCCUGUUCUUCGUUUUCUUCCGUCCCCUAUAGAACCUCUUAUUUUCUUCCCAUGAAAGUGGCGCCUCUAAUCCCUUCGCGCGUCGUGGCAUCCACACGAAGUUCUGUCGACGUCGCUUUUUCUUCCAGGUCAAUCACUGGCAAUUUCUCAUGGGAAGAUGUCCUUUCUACACCUCAGUCUGAUUCUAGCGCAGAAGAUUCCUCUUCUUAUCUCCAAGGCUACUUCGAGAAAGUUAAAUUAUGCAAUCGUGGUUCUGAAAAGCAAUGUGAGUUCCUUCCUUUUGUCAUUGAGGACCAAAUUGUUGGAUUCAUUCACAAUGGAUUUGCCGAUCGAUUGAGGACCUUCAAGGAUGUGUUCAUUUUCCCUAGAGAUAAAUUAUACGGUUCCCCCUUUGAUGACUAUGUUUCAUUACAUCCAAUACUGAAGACGCCUGAGCAGAGGACCAUUGCGGUUGGAAAUGUCGUCAAGUGUUUGGGAGAAGAAUGGGUUCCAGGUAUACGGAAUGAGUUAUUCCCUGUAACAUCAUCAUUUGGUGCGCCCACUUUCUUUUCUUUAGAACGUGCUGCAGCUCCUUAUUUUGGAAUAAAGGCUUAUGGAGUCCAUAUGAGUGGCUAUGUUGAGAAGAAUGGGCAGAAACAUCUGUGGAUAGGCAAGAGAAGUCGAGUAAAACCCACUUAUCCUGGGAUGCUAGAUCAUCUAGUUGCUGGAGGACUGCCUCAUGGGAUUGAUUGUCAAGAGAAUCUUGCAAAGGAAUGUGAAGAGGAAGCAGGAAUUCCCAGAUCCAUCUCUAACGGAGCCAUACCAGUUGGAGCUGUUUCGUAUGUGGACAUAGAUGGAUGCAGAUAUAAGAGAGAUGUUCUGUUCUGUUACGAUUUGAAACUUCCUGAAAGUUUCGAACCAACAAAUGAAGACGGAGAAGUGGAGAGCUUUAAGCUGAUUCCUAUUACGCAAGUUGCAGAAGUCAUACGCAAGACACAGUUUUUCAAGCCAAAUUGCUCCCUCGUGAUCAUUGACUUCUUGUUUCGACAUGGGUACAUCCGUCCUGAACGUCUUGGAUAUCUUGAUCUGCUACGAAGCCUAAGAAUUGGAGAUUGUUCAUAACAAUGAAGCAAUUCUAUUUAUCCCACAUGUUGUACUGCUUUGUCAAGCAAUUCUGUGCUCUGUGUGUGUGUGUGUGUACACUACACUCUACUCUGCUCUAGUACUUAUGUUGGUUCAGAUUCUCAGAGGUUCGAUGCUGACCCAUCGUUGUGAGCGAUUAAAAUA
This is a messenger RNA of Neltuma alba, 1417 nucleotides long. RefSeq names its product nudix hydrolase 20, chloroplastic-like. NCBI's taxonomy places the organism in Eukaryota, Viridiplantae, Streptophyta, Magnoliopsida, Fabales, Fabaceae. The transcript is spliced from 9 exons. Gene Ontology annotation, molecular function: 8-oxo-dGDP phosphatase activity. Bases 104 to 1252 code for a protein of 382 amino acids. The record is from RefSeq and is a predicted model, not a curated record.